Penicillium odoratum is the source of this 2031-nucleotide messenger RNA. RefSeq lists its product as uncharacterized. The record is from RefSeq and is a predicted model, not a curated record. Gene Ontology annotation, biological process: amine metabolic process. The coding region runs from base 1 to 2031 and encodes 676 amino acids. NCBI's taxonomy places the organism in Eukaryota, Fungi, Ascomycota, Eurotiomycetes, Eurotiales, Aspergillaceae. The transcript has 3 exons. Gene Ontology annotation, molecular function: primary methylamine oxidase activity; quinone binding; copper ion binding.
AUGGUGACCCGAUCUCACCCGUUUGACCCUAUCACUCCGGAGGAAAUCAAGCUUGCCGUGCGCAUCCUUGAGGCAACUUUUCCCGGGGUGUCACUGCGCUACAAGCGGAUCGAUGUCAAUGAACCUAUCAAGAAAGAUGUCCUGCCAUACAUUGAGGCCGAGCGGUUGCGACGACCACUGCCGACGCCACCUGCUCGUCUGCUUUACACUCUGUUCCACCGACUAGACACAGGCGCAUUCUAUAAGGCUAUUCUGAAUGCCGAUACAAGCACCAUUGUCUAUGCGAAAGAGCUUCCACGUGAGGUCCAGGGACCGAUUGACAUCGACGAGAUCACGGAGAUAGAAGAAUUGUGCAUGAAGCACCCCGCUGUAAUUGCUGAAAUCGAGAAAAUGCAGCUUCCGCCUGGUGUGACAGUAUGUAAUGAUCCUUGGAUGUAUGGCACCGACAAUGAGAAUGAGACACGGCGACUAUUCCAGUGCUUCAUGUACCUGCUUUCAGUGGAUGACCCUCAACACAACCACUACUCGUUACCAUGCAAGUUUUCGCCUGUUUUUGAUGGUCUUACCCACGAGCUUAUCAGGAUGGAUUAUCUUCCUGGGGAUGCGGGUGCGGAGACGCAGCAGACCCAGCCUUGGAAGCCUGUCAAGGCAAUUCAAUACGCACACGGCCUUCUCGAUGAACCCGUUCGUACCGAUCUCAAGCCCUAUAUUGUACAACAACCUGAGGGCCCGUCCUACACAUCGGAAGGCAACUCUGUAUAUUGGCAGAAAUGGCGCUUCCGCGUUGGAUUCAACAUCAGAGAGGGUCUGGUCAUUUAUAAUAUUACCUACGAUAAUCGAAAUGUCUUCUAUCGUCUGGCUAUUUCUGAGAUGACGGUGCCAUAUGGAGACCCCCGUGCGCCGUACCACCGUAAGCAGGCAUUUGAUGUCGGCGACACCGGUUUUGGUAUGAAUGCCAAUCAAUUAUCUCUCGGAUGCGACUGUCUGGGUCAUAUUAAGUACUUUGAUGGCUACCGGAAUGACUGCAAAGGCAAUCCGGUGCAAUUGAAGAAUGUCAUUUGCAUGCACGAGCAGGACAAUGGAUUGCAACAUAAGCAUACGAACUAUCGAUCUGGAGCUGCUACAGUUGUGCGCAAUCGACAGUUGGUGUUACAGAUGAUCUGUACAGUUGCCAACUACGAGUACAUUUUUGCAUAUAUCUUUGACCAAGCCGGCAAUAUCGAAUUGGAGGUUCGCGCCACUGGCAUUCUCUCGACUGUUCCAUUUGACAACGAGAAUGGCCAGACUGUUCCCUGGGGCACCAAUGUGGGACCUGGUGUGAUGGCUCCUUUCCACCAACACAUGUUCUCCUUCCGUAUCGACCCUGCCAUUGACGGAUUUAAGAACACGGUGUACUAUGAGGACAGUGUGCCCAUGCCAGAGGAUGAGAAUAACCCUUGGCUAGUUGGCUACACAACAGAAUCUACCGUGAUGAACACUUCCGGCUCGGCGAAAACCAGUGUUGACCGCCACCGUGUCUUCAAAAUCCGGAAUGAUAACGUUACUAAUCCUAUUACUUACAAGCCGGUCUCCUAUAAGCUCCAGACUGCACCAAGUCAGAUGCUACUACUCAGCAAGAACGCACUGGGUUACCGCCGAGCAGAAUUUGGCACGAAGCCUAUCUGGGUCACCAAGUACCAGGAUGAUGAGCUCUAUGCAGCGGGAGAAUUCACCAACCAGAGCCGACGUGCUGAGGGAGUCGAGACGUGGGUGCAACGUAAAGACAAUACGGAGAAUGAGGACGUCGUACUCUGGCACACUUUCGGUCUCACUCACAAUCCUCGCAUCGAAGACUUCCCUGUCAUGCCUAUGGAGCGCGUCAGUGUCAUGCUGAAGCCUGACGGUUUCUUUACCAAAAACCCCGCUUUGGACGUCCCGCAGUCCGUGCAGGCAUUCAAUAAGUCCACUCUCCACCCCGAGGCAGCCCAGCAGGCCUGCUGUGCUGGUCCUUCUGUCUCAAGCAAGGCAAAGCUGUAUAAGCGGGUGGACUAA